AUGGGUGGUUACAGGUUGAUGGAGGCCUAUCAGUAUGCCGUGGUCGAGCCAGAGGAGGAACCACCAUCCCAGCCAAUCCUGGGCGAGCUCACGGCCUCCCACGUCACCCCCGACUCCGUGCAGCUCGACUGGAGCGUCCCCGAGGGCACCUUUGACUCCUUCACGGUGCAGUACAAGGAUGCCCAAGGCCAGCCCCAGGUGCUGCCCGUGGACGGUGGUUCACGCUCGGUGACCGUGCCUGGGCUGUCACCGUCCCGCCGCUACAAGUUCAACCUGUACGGGGUGUGGGGUCGGAAACGCCUGGGCCCCGUCUCCACCGACGCCGUCACAGCUGCAGCCGAGCCAGAGGAGGAACCACCAUCCCAGCCAAUCCUGGGCGAGCUCACGGCCUCCCACGUCACCCCCGACUCCGUGCAGCUCGACUGGAGCGUCCCCGAGGGCACCUUUGACUCCUUCAUGGUGCAGUACAAGGAUGCCCAAGGCCAGCCCCAGGUGCUGCCCGUGGACGGUGGUUCACGCUCGGUGACCGUGCCUGGGCUGUCACCGUCCCGCCGCUACAAGUUCAACCUGUACGGGGUGUGGGGUCGGAAACGCCUGGGCCCCGUCUCCACCGACGCCGUCACAGCAGCCGAGCCGGAGGAGGAACCACCAUCCCAGCCAAUCCUGGGCGAGCUCACGGCCUCCCAGGUCACCCCCGACUCCGUGCAGCUCGACUGGAGCGUCCCCGAGGGCACCUUUGACUCCUUCACGGUGCAGUACAGGGAUGCCCAAGGCCAGCCCCAGGUGCUGCCCGUGGACGGUGGUUCACGCUCGGUGACCGUGCCUGGGCUGUCACCGUCCCGCCGCUACAAGUUCAACCUGUACGGGGUGUGGGGUCGGAAACGCCUGGGCCCCAUCUCCACCGACGCCGUCACAGCUGCAGCCGAGCCAGAGGAGGAACCACCAUCCCAGCCAAUCCUGGGCGAGCUCACGGCCUCCCACGUCACCCCCGACUCCGUGCAGCUCGACUGGAGCGUCCCCGAGGGCACCUUUGACUCCUUCACGGUGCAGUACAAGGAUGCCCAAGGCGAGCCCCAGGUGCUGCCCGUGGACGGUGGUUCACGCUCGGUGACCGUGCCUGGGCUGUCACCGUCCCGCCGCUACAAGUUCAACCUGUACGGGGUGUGGGGUUGGAAACGCCUGGGCCCCGUCUCCACCGACGCCGUCACAGCCGUGGUCGAGCCAGAGGAGGAACCACCAUCCCAGCCAAUCCUGGGCGAGCUCACGGCCUCCCACGUCACCCCCGACUCCGUGCAGCUCGACUGGAGCGUCCCCGAGGGCACCUUUGACUCCUUCACGGUGCAGUACAGGGAUGCCCAAGGCCAGCCCCAGGUGCUGCCCGUGGACGGUGGUUCACGCUCGGUGACCGUGCCUGGGCUGUCACCGUCCCGCCGCUACAAGUUCAACCUGUACGGGGUGUGGGGUCGGAAACGCCUGGGCCCCGUCUCCACCGACGCCGUCACAGCAGCAGCCGAGCCGGAGGAGGAACCACCAUCCCAGCCAAUCCUGGGCGAGCUCACGGCCUCCCAGGUCACCCCCGACUCCGUGCAGCUCGACUGGAGCGUCCCCGAGGGCACCUUUGACUCCUUCACGGUGCAGUACAGGGAUGCCCAAGGCCAGCCCCAGGUGCUGCCCGUGGACGGUGGUUCACGCUCGGUGACCGUGCCUGGGCUGUCACCGUCCCGCCGCUACAAGUUCAACCUGUACGGGGUGUGGGGUCGGAAACGCCUGGGCCCCGUCUCCACCGACGCCGUCACAGGGACAGUUGGCUGGUUGGGGAUUGAUGGGUGA
Messenger RNA from Phalacrocorax carbo (great cormorant), 1830 nucleotides. Lineage: Eukaryota; Metazoa; Chordata; Aves; Suliformes; Phalacrocoracidae. The record is from RefSeq and is a predicted model, not a curated record.